Anarrhichthys ocellatus (wolf-eel) is the source of this 995-nucleotide messenger RNA. RefSeq names its product ribonuclease inhibitor-like. The record is from RefSeq and is a predicted model, not a curated record. Lineage: Eukaryota; Metazoa; Chordata; Actinopteri; Perciformes; Anarhichadidae. Bases 237 to 821 code for a protein of 194 amino acids. The transcript is spliced from 7 exons. Gene Ontology annotation, molecular function: protein binding.
CACAGAGCAGAAGGAGAGAAGCUGAAGGCUGAGGCAGGACUGACUUCAGGUCAGAAGAUGAGUGGUUGUGAGGAGGAAGAGGAGGACAGAGCAGAGUCUCUGGUCUCCGGCUGUCUGUCUAUGAAGAGUGAUCGGUCCAAAGAUGAUCCUCCAGUCUUCAGUAAAGACCUGGACCCUCAGACACACAAGUUCAGUCCAGACAGAGAGCAGAGUCUCCAGGAUCCAUCUUUCUGUCUAUGAAGAGUGAUCGGUCCAGAGGUGAUCCUCCAGUCUUCAGUGAUGAACCUGGACCCUCAGACACACAAGUUCAGAACAAGAGACAGAGAUCAGAGUCUCCAGGAUCCAUCUGUCUGUCUAUGAAGAGUGAUUGGUCCAAAGGUGAUCCUCCAGACUUCAGUGAUGAACCUGGACCCUCAGACACACAACUAACUGCCUGUGAUCUCUCAGAGACUCUCUGUGAAGUUGUGGCCUCAGCUCUGAAGUUCAACCCCUCCCAUCUGAGAGAGCUGGACCUGAGUCACAACUACAACCUGUAUGAUUCAGGAGUGAAGCUGCUAUCUGCUGGACUGGAGAGUCCACACUGUCGCCUGGAGACUCUGAGGUUGAGGACCUGCAGUUUGUCAGAGAUCAGCUGUUCUUCUCUGGCCUCAGCUCUGAAGUCCAACCCCUCCCAUCUGAGAGAACUGGACCUGAGAGACAACAAGCUGCGGGAUUCAGGAGUGAAGCUGCUGUCUGAUCUUGUGGAGAGUCCUCACUGUAGACUGGAGACUCUGAGAUGGAAGGGACAUCCCUGGGAGUGGAAGGGAUCUCACUGGGAGUGAGUCCACCAUCAUCUCUGUGAUCCUCUGGAUCUGAUCAGAGGAUCAUCAGAGGAUCUGGACUCCUCACUCCACCUGGACCUGGAUUUAGUUUAGUCCUUUGGUUCCUUCAUGUGUUCUGACCCUGAAGUGUGUCUGCAGAUGAGUUGUGUUCAUGACAACAUGACAGCAGAUGAA